AUGGCAAUUUCUAAAAACGUGCGUUAUGUGGCAUUUUUAAGUGGUUUUGUUGGUUUACUAGGACUCGCAUUGUAUCCAAUUAUUAUUAGUCCAAUGAUUGAUGUUAGUGAAUACAAAGAAAUACAAAAAGAGACAAGGAAAAAUAUAAAACAAGAAGAUAUUCAACCUGGAAAUAUGAAGGUCUGGUCAGAUCCAUUUGGGCGCAAAAAGGAAAGUGAA
Messenger RNA from Brenthis ino (lesser marbled fritillary), 219 nucleotides. Lineage: Eukaryota; Metazoa; Arthropoda; Insecta; Lepidoptera; Nymphalidae. The record is from the annotation of a GenBank genome assembly.